CCCCGUUGUCUCCGCCAUUAUAUUGAAAUGUCAGCAACUACGCCGCAGCGGCACAUAUAAGAACACGCCCAGACCCGGACAACGCCCCGAUACUCUCUCACUUCGUCGUCAUCCACAAUCUGUGGUUACGAUUCUGGAUUCUCUUCAAUCAGCUUGCAGUCACCGUCAUGGAUAGUGCCACACAUCCUCCCCGUCGGGAUCCGCCUGGCCGCGUUAAGGAGUUCAUUUUCUCCCGUCUCCACUGGAAUGUCUUGGGAGAACUAAGUGAAAUUGAGGUCGAGGACGGCGUCGAUGAAAAUGGCACGGAGAAGCUCAGUCCUUUCCUCUCUCAUCCGAUUGCGGCAGAGUCUAUCGCACAACCACCAGUCUCCGUCGCCUAUGUGCACAGCUCGGACAUCUCUGCCGGUGUUCAUUUUUACAUGUGUACGUACGGGUUCGAAUACAAAGGGUUCCUCAUCGAAAACACAGAUGGACGCCCAAUUACAGUAAAGGACGUCGUAACUGGGUUCCACGAUCACCUGGAUCAGCCAUGGCACAAGCAAAUUCUCAUCACGUAUAAGAAGAAUGCCAUCCCAAACCCAACGGGUACGGCUCCUGUCAGCGCUACCGAGAACACGGGUCGUACGCAACCUCCUGUAAUCUUCCUCAAGCAUAUACAUGCGCAAACUUUGAAUGACCGCGCUUGGCUGAACAUCUCCACUUUCCUCAUAGGCGAAUUAGGAAUCUCUGUUGAAGAGUUCUGGGCCAGGCGAAAAGCAAAUAGGCUCCAUCUAGGUUAAGGAUUCCGAGCCUAACACAUCAGGGCAAUACAGGAACAUGGCCCCCAAAUGUAGAUGCAACAAUGCGUGGCGGCAUCGCGAGCUUCGACUUGGCUAUUGCUUACUAUCAUACGACAGGGAAUCCGGGUCAAACGGUUAUGGACUGGUGGCACGGUUCAAUAUGUAUGAGUAGUCAGUUGUACGUCUGCUUUAAACGUCUGGUCAGUGAUUCCACCGAAUGUUGCACCACUUGACCACAUUGAUGUAUGUACAAGGAUAUUAAAGCAUCA
Westerdykella ornata is the source of this 1048-nucleotide messenger RNA. RefSeq lists its product as uncharacterized. The transcript has a single exon. The record is from RefSeq and is a predicted model, not a curated record. NCBI's taxonomy places the organism in Eukaryota, Fungi, Ascomycota, Dothideomycetes, Pleosporales, Sporormiaceae. The coding region runs from base 168 to 779 and encodes 203 amino acids.